This is a messenger RNA of Drosophila innubila, 1584 nucleotides long. RefSeq names its product tenascin. NCBI's taxonomy places the organism in Eukaryota, Metazoa, Arthropoda, Insecta, Diptera, Drosophilidae. The coding region runs from base 110 to 1465 and encodes 451 amino acids. The record is from RefSeq and is a predicted model, not a curated record. The transcript has 3 exons.
CAACAGUAAACAACUGCGAGUUGAACGCUUCAGUGCGGCAACAAUCGAGAGCUGUACUGAAAUCCAGAGGCGAAAUUAUAAUCCAGGAAACGUGAAUGUAUCAUUGACCAUGUCUAAGCUAUUGCAGACUCUGGCCAUUCAGGGUUGUCUACUAUUGAUGUUCCUUUGCUUGAUGCACGGCCUGGAGCUUCAGUUGCACGAACAGCAGUUGCAGCAACAACUGCUGGAUGAUCAGCUACGUCUGCACCAACAACAACUGUUGUUGCAGCAACAGCGGGAGCAACAGAGUCAGCAGCGACGAUAUUCAUCGACCACAUCCACUCGCAAGCCCUAUAUCAUACCACAGGGCCUGUCCCUGCCACAACGAGGUAUUAAUCCGUCGAAAUGUUUCCGGGAAGUGCCUGCGGUGUUCUUUCAGUACGACAAGGAGGUGAAAAUCGUGGGCAACAGUACCGUAAAUCCAUCCUUCAAUGUCAUUGAGGUCUGUUGCAAGGGCUGGCGUCGUUAUGAGUACGACUGGAGUAGAUGUGUUCCGGAUUGUGGAGAGCGUUGUCAGGAGAAUGGCUUCUGUUUGCCUGGUGGUCACUGCAAAUGCUUUGAUGAUUUUGUGCUCAACUAUCGCAACAACUGUGUGCCUAUCUGCCCAUUGGGUUGCCCUCAUGGUCAGUGCUAUUUAAAUGGCACCUGCAGAUGCGACAAAGGCUAUGAGCUAGACGGCUCUCGACGCUUCUGUCAGCCGCAAUGCAAUGCCACCUGUGGACAUAACGAGAUCUGUAUAGAGCCAGGAAAAUGUGUCUGUGCCGAGGGCUAUGCAAAAGGAUUGCGUGAAUCCAAUGCCUUGGGUUGCCAGCCCAUGUGCAUUCCCGACUGUGGCUACGGACACUGUGUGGCUCCCAAUCAGUGCGAGUGCUUUCCCAAUUUUCAAAAACGCGCCAAUGGCACUUCCUGUGAAAGUAUUUGCUAUCUGCGCUGUGACAAUGGCUUUUGUGCGAAUCGUACCACGUGCGUGUGCCAAAAUGGAUAUCGUUACGAUCACAAUACCACCAGCUGUCUGCCGGAUUGUGGUGAUGACUGCGAUAAUGGUGUUUGUAUCUCACCCGGAAAUUGUCGGUGCUUUAAUGGAUACGUGAGGAAUCGACAGCGUUGCGACGCGGUGUGCGAUCGUGGCUGUGGAUUCUAUGGCAGAUGCAUAGCACCUAAUGUAUGUGGCUGUGCUGUGGUCUCGGGUCCAGAAAGUAGCUAUCAGCGUUGCGAGAAUGGCUAUUGUAAUGCUGAGGGACAUUGUCGCUGUCUGGUGGGCAAGACACGAUUUAUUGACAAGUGCAUGUCACCGGAUACGGUUACCACAUAUGCGUCCAUGGAUCCGCCUCGGGUGAACGCCUCAUUGAUACACGAGUUCGGUCUGCUGCUGGGAAAGUACUUUGAGCACUUCAACGAGUUCCACUCUUCAAUGUGGUGGUUGUGACUUGACGAUAAGAAUGAAUUCAAUAUAUAUACAUAUACAUACUUAUAUCAAUUUGCUUAAACUAUUAUUCUAUAUUUAUAUUUUCGAUGUCAAGCACAAUAGAAAACGUUGUCUUGAAA